GCUGCUUUAUUCAGACAGGAUUUAGAAGGCAGCAUCUCCCUUUUCAUGGCGCCCCCGCCCUCUCGGAUUCAAUCUAUUGCUCUCUUCUUCCCUUCUGUUGCUGUGUUCUGUUGUGGCUGAGAGGAUUUGGGCCGGCCUCUUUCUGAUCGGGCGAUCUUAUAAAAUGUAAUCCUUUGUCAACAGAGUGGGGGUGAACGUGUUCAAAGAAAUGAACUCUCAGGUUGGAAGCUGAACAAAAUAGAGCCGUGAUACAGGCAGAGUCAUUAUCGUGAGAUAUUCUGCCCUGCCAACAGUCAGCUCGCUUGAGGAAAUUUAAUUGACCCGUUAUGGUCUCCCUGAUGGGCAAGGGAACUGGGUUCCAUUUUGGAAUAAACAUUAUCCAAGGGCUUUGGGGACUUUGCCUUCACAAUUACUGGAGAAUAUUAGUGUUUCUUUGUAUUCUUAUUAUGACUGACUGUAACGUGUGUGUGCAUGUAUUCUGUCGUUUUUUUCAGUUGCAGUUACAGAAGACUCAGUAUUUGCAGCUGGGGCCGAACCGUGGGCCAUACUAUGGAGGAUCUUUGCCUAAUGUCAAUCAGAUUGGAGACAACGGCGAGGAUUUUUCUUUUCAGACUGCAGGGAUGGACAUGAACACAUCAUCGCGACACCACGGGCUCGUCGACAGAGUCUACAGGAACCGAAUCCCAUCGCCCCAUCGAAAACCCCUCACUCUCGACAAGCACGGACGCCAAAUUGACAGCUGUCCGUAUGGCUCGGUGUAUCUGUCCCCACCACUUGAUACCAGCUGGAGGAGGACAAACUCUGACUCAGCACUUCAUCAGAGCACACUUGCUCCUUGCCAGCAGGCCUCCUUCACAGGCGGGUCACAGGAGCUGCAGCCCAAGCGAGUUCUGUUAUUAACCCUGCCCGGAUCUGAAGCCGUCAAACAAGAGGCGGAAGAAGAAGGACAAAAUCAGGACUGGGACUGCGAAAAGGAUGUUUCUAGAUCCAAACCCUACAGAGUUCCUGGAAUUAACAUAUUUCCAUCUCCGGAGCAGCAUCUGACCCUCAAACCAGUUGCCCACAGCACUGGCGGUUCCCUGCCGGACCUGACAAACAUCCAGUUCCCUCCUCCGCUGUCCACCCCGUUGGACUUGGAUGAUGUGGCGUUCAGCUCCUCCCACAGCAUGCAGGCGCUGGAUAGAAUACGAGGAGUUAGCGCCUCUCAAGCCACGGUAACCAUGGAGAUGCAGUCCGGGCUGGACAACAUGGCUCCUCUCAUCCCUAACACAGGAGACUGUCACCAGCACCAGAACAUGCAGCUCUCGCCAAAAUCUCCGCCUCUCCCCCUGUCUCAGGUUGCCAUCAACGCCAUGAACCUCGAGCAGCAGUUGUCCCAGUAUGCCUUCUUCAGCCAGCCGCCGCUGCCCCAGACUCACCACAACCAGCCUCAAACCGCUGAGGUCCAACUGCCGUCCUCCAUGAACUGUCCCACGUCGGACUGUCAGAGCUUCUCACAAAGCAACAUGACCAUGGACAUGAACCUGGCCUCCCAGUACCGCAGUAGGGUGGGCUCCUCUGCCAAUCAAUCUCCAACCUCCCCCGUCUCCAAUCAAGGUUUCUCACCAGGCGGCUCGCCUCAACAUAACUCCAUACUGGGCAGUGUCUUCUCAGACUUCUAUGACCAGCAGCUCCCAUGCAUUCAGGCCAGUGCUCUCUCGCAACAGCUGGCGGAGUUCAACAUGAUGGAAAGCUCCAUCAGCUCUGACAACAACCAGACCUCCACCCUGAACUACUCCCAGGCCCUCAUGAUGGGCUUGUCUGGUGGUCAUUGCAACCUCCAGGGCUCUCAGCCGCUGGGCUACAGUAGCCAUGGCAACAUCCCCAACAUCAUUCUAACAGUGAGUGGAGAGUCCCCCCCCAGCCUGCCGAAGGACCUGACAGCCUCCCUAUCAACAGAUGUCAGCUUCGAUAUCGACACCCACUUCCCACUGGAUGACCUAAAAAUCGACCCACUGACACUUGAUGGCCUGCACAUGCUCAAUGACCCGGACAUGAUCCUUGCGGACCCAGCCACAGAGGACGCCUUCCGCCUCGAUCGGCUCUGAUGCCCCCCCCCCUUUUGAGGACAACUUGCCAAAGCAACCUGCGUCCUUUUUUUUUUACGAAUUGGAAAGAUGGAUGACAAACUAGAAGGUAUGAAAUACGUUCCUGGUUAUGUCACUUCCUUUUGCCAGCGACACACCUUUUUUUUUAAUUUGUCUUAAAUGUCGAGUUUUUGUGAUUGGUUUGGAGUCUUUCAAGGAAAAAAGGGAUCUUGGAAUCCUACAGUGCGUAGCGUGGGGAGCCCGGGGGGGAAAAGUCGGUAUAGCAGCUUUAUUUAAGUGAAUGACUGGAGUAAUGUAGUUUAUUCUGAAGGUGUCCUAUCAUCAGCAGUACUAUGGCAUGGCAUCAUAUCACAUCAGUGGAAAGAUCACAUACAUAUGCACGGACACAGAUACCAAACACACACACAACAUACACACAUAUGCAACUAUAUGGUGUAUGUCGUGGUGCAAAUGUCGGCGUGCUCCUGGCCUGCCUUAGACUUUGAAAACACCUGCCUUGAAAAAUAUACCUGUGAUUUUGUGAAACAUAAAAUAUUGUAAACACUUUUAAGUUCCAAUAAUGUUUGGCAGAAUCAGGUGUCUGACAUUAUAAGGGAUCAGUACUGGACUGGUGGUCCCGGGGGGUCGGGAUGAGGGCCACAAAGACUUGACGGGGCCCAUGCUACGCCACUGUGAAACAGAGCAGCUUCCGGAUAGGUUUACCAUUUUUGUACUCCUCGUUAUGCAUGAACUCUAAUCACUGUGUAACAUUGUUUUGCCUUAAGAGCUCCACAUUUCAGUUUUCAUGCAAAAGGGAUUGAAGUGGAAAUGACACGAUCACAUUGAAAUCAUCUAGGUCAGGGGUCGCCAAACUUUUGGACUCAGGGGUCACAUUGGGUUAAAAGAAUUUUGCCGGGGGCCGGGCUAUUUAUUUUUGUAUGUAUAUGUGAGUGUAUACAUAUAUAUACACACACACAUUUACAUAUACAUACAUAUAUAUAUAUAUGUGU
This is a messenger RNA of Entelurus aequoreus (snake pipefish), 3076 nucleotides long. It is a transcript of the gene crtc1a, whose product is annotated as CREB regulated transcription coactivator 1a. The coding region runs from base 327 to 2087 and encodes 586 amino acids. The record is from RefSeq and is a predicted model, not a curated record. NCBI's taxonomy places the organism in Eukaryota, Metazoa, Chordata, Actinopteri, Syngnathiformes, Syngnathidae. The transcript is spliced from 14 exons. Gene Ontology annotation, biological process: protein homotetramerization; positive regulation of transcription by RNA polymerase II. Gene Ontology annotation, molecular function: cAMP response element binding protein binding. Gene Ontology annotation, cellular component: nucleus; cytoplasm.